AGAACCUUACUCUACUUUGACUAGAGGUAGCUGCUAACCAAGUCAUUAAAAGCCCAAACCCCCAUCUAUAAAUACCAACCUUUCUCUCCUUCACAAUCACUUCCCAUUCUAUUCUCAUCUCCCCAUUCAAAAACAACAAAUCAAGAAACAAACCACACAGUCACACAGUGCAUUCAAAAAUGGUGAAGGCUGAGCAGAACAAGAUCCAAUCAGAGCCGUCCAAAGCAAUGCCAUCAUCGUCGUCGUCGUCGUCGUCAUCAAGCAAGAAGAAGUUCAAGGGAGUGAGGAUGAGAAGUUGGGGUUCAUGGGUGUCUGAGAUAAGAGCGCCAAACCAGAAAACAAGAAUAUGGUUGGGCUCUUACUCGACUCCUGAGGCUGCCGCCAGAGCCUACGAUGCUGCUCUCUUGUGCCUCAAAGGCUCCUCCGCCAAUCUCAACUUCCCAAUCUCAUCCUCACAACAACACCACCACCACAUUCCCGAUCAUCAUACCAUCAUGUCCCCCAAGUCCAUCCAAAGAAUUGCAGCUGCAGCAGCAGCCAAUGCCGCCGCCACCCCACCACCACCACCGCUUCCGCCGCCGCGUUCAACAUCCUCAUCAUCAUCCAUGUCGUCCUCACUGUCUGAUCAUCAUGUUGAUCAGGAUGACGUACUGUCACUAGUUUCAUCAUCUCCUGAUCAUCAUGAUGAGCUGAUGUCGGUGAUCGCGCCGUGGUACAGCUUUGAUUAUUCUCCGAAGUACACUGACAUGAUCAAUGGCGCGUUUUUCGAUCCACCGAAGAUUGACGAUCUCUAUGAAGAAAGCGAUAUUCGACUUUGGAGCUUCUGCUGAUCAAAUUAUUCAAACCAACCCAAUUCGAAAUUGUUGAUUAAUCUGUUUAUUUUUUUAUUCAAUCAGAUGAUCUUCAAAUUUAAUUAUAUUUGAAGACAUUACUGACAGUGCAUGUUAGGAAAAUGAAUUUCAGUAGAGUGAGACAUUUUUUUUUGGACUAUAUGUACAAUGUCAUUCAUGGACUUCCAAUGUAAUAAGAGGAAAACUUUUUUAAUUC
Molecule: messenger RNA, 1047 nt
Organism: Cornus florida
Lineage: Eukaryota; Viridiplantae; Streptophyta; Magnoliopsida; Cornales; Cornaceae
Product: ethylene-responsive transcription factor ERF014-like
Exons: 1
Coding region: 180-830 (216 amino acids)
Biological process (GO): regulation of DNA-templated transcription
Molecular function (GO): DNA binding; DNA-binding transcription factor activity
Source: RefSeq, a predicted model, not a curated record